UGUGUUUGUGUGAGUGAGUGAGUGCGCGCGCGCGCGCUCCAUCGUAGGUAGUGAAGCAGCUCCACGCAUGACUCCGGAAUCUGGUCUUCUCUGUAUCCUCUGGUGUGGGAGGCCGAGAGAGCGCGAGCGAGUGAGGGAUGCAGAGGAUCACGGUAAUAUCAGCCCGACCAGACCUACAAACUCAGUCUGCGGGGAUCAGGCUCGUUUAGGACGGUCUGUAGUUCGAGUCUAGGCGUUUUAGUCGGAGGAUUACUGAGCGGAGAAGCGGUAAAAGUUUUUUUUCCUCCCCCCUUCCACUUUUCCUUCGACCAGACCUCCGUCCUAAACAAAAAGAACCCGGGUGGAAAUUUUCUUCGCCAGAAAGGCACCGACUCUGCCGGACAUUUACGUAAGAUUUGUAUCUUACCUUUUAUAUAAAAAAAAAAAAGUCUUACGUGUUUUUGGAUUGACGGUAAGAUCGUUUUGGAGUGGUUUGCGGUGAUCGUGGAAAAGGAGAGCACUUGCAGCCGAGACGCGAGGCGAGUUUGUGUGUGUUGGUGUCGUUUUUAAAGCGCAGGAACCCCAAACUUAAACAGCAAGCGAUAACUUACACAGACAGCGCUGGAGGAGAAAGAGGAGAUUUUUGUGUAACGUUAGGAUCGACUAAAGAAGAAGAAGAAUAUCAAAAAGAACUUUCUUUAUUAACAGCCCGAAAAAGUUUUUUAAAUCUCGGAACGAACUUUUUUCCUCUCCGCGUUGAAUACAACCCUCACUGGAGCUAAAAGAGCCGGAUGUCCUAGCUGUGUGUAUGGAGAGCUGCGCCGGGCACCAGGCUCUGCUGUAGAGGAGCAUGAUGACCCUCAUGAUGAACAUCAUGCUGCUGCUGUUCUCCGUACUUUUAACUCAGCCUCUGCUGGGCCAGGCCAGGCCUGCUACUCCAGAACAAGUUGCCCUGGUGGAUGCCCCUAUGUACAGCCUAUAUGUUGGUAACAAGCUUGAUCUGAGCUGUGAGACCAAGGACGAGACUCAGGAGGUCAGCUGGACCAAAGACCAGGUUCUCAUCAUCAACGGGGACCAUACGCGUCUACGCAGUGGCGCACUGGAGAUUGAGGGCGUGGAACCAGCCGACUCGGGCCUGUACGUCUGCUUCGCCCGCAGCCCUGCAGGAAACCACACAAAGUAUUUUAACGUCAGCGUCUCCGAUGCCCUUGUUUCUUCUGAAGACGAUGAUGACGAUGAAUCUUCUUCCGAGGAGACGAAACAGUCCAGCAGCCAGAAGCUCCUCUCCAACAGCCAAGAGCUACUGCCUAUGGCGCCAGUGUGGGCUCAACCUGAUAAGAUGGAGAAGAAGCUCCACGCUGUUCCCGCCAGCAGAACAGUCAAAUUCCGCUGCCCGGCCGUCGGUAGCCCAAACCCCACACUUAAGUGGCUUAAGAACGGCAAGGAGUUUAAGCGAGACCAGCGGAUAGGAGGCUUCAAGGUGCGGGACCACAUGUGGUCGAUAAUAAUGGAUUCAGUGGUGCCCUCAGACAAAGGCAACUACACCUGUUUGGUUGAGAACAAAUACGGCAGCAUUAACCACACCUACCAGCUGGACGUUGUCGAGCGCUCCCCUCACAGGCCUAUCCUCCAGGCUGGCCUGCCUGCUAAUCGCACCGUGGUGGUGGGCAGCGAUGUGGAGUUUGAGUGUAAAGUCUUCAGUGACCCUCAGCCCCACAUCCAGUGGCUCAAACACAUAGAGGUGAACGGCAGCAAAGUGGGAAGUGACGGGCUUCCCUACGUCCGAGUCUUAAAGCACUCUGGGGUCAACAGCUCGGACACGCAGGUGCUGACGCUGUACAACGUGACGGAGGAGGAGAGUGGGGAGUAUAUUUGUAAAGUGUCCAAUUAUAUAGGCCAAGCCAACCAAUCAGCAUGGCUCACCGUCACUAAACACGCCUCCACAGCCGUGCCCCCGACUCCACUGCCCAACCAGACGUACCUGGAGGUCCUGAUCUACUGCGUGGGCUUCUUCCUCAUCUGUGUGAUGGUGGUGAUCGCUGUGGGGGUCAAAAUGCACAGCUCCUCCAAGAAGAGCGACUUCAACAGCCAGAUGGCCGUCCACAAGCUGGCCAAAAGCAUCCCACUGCGCAGACAGGUAACAGUGUCUGUGGACUCCAGCUCUUCUCUACACUCGGGGGCCAUGCUGGUCAAACCCUCCCGCCUCUCCUCCAGCGGCUCGCCCAUGCUCUCUGGAGUCUCUGAAUAUGAACUGCCACAAGACCCCCGCUGGGAACUGCCUCGAGACAAGUUGGUGCUCGGAAAGCCUCUGGGUGAAGGCUGCUUUGGUCAGGUGGUAAUGGGAGAGGUUCUGGGGAUGGACAAAGACAAACCGAACCGCAUUACCAAAGUCGCUGUCAAGAUGUUGAAAUCUGAUGCCACAGAGAAGGACCUGUCAGACCUGAUCUCUGAGAUGGAGAUGAUGAAGAUCAUUGGCAAGCACAAGAACAUCAUUAACCUGCUGGGCGCCUGCACACAGGACGGUCCGCUUUACGUCAUUGUGGAGUUCGCCUCGAAGGGGAACCUUCGGGAGUACCUAAGGGCCCGUCGUCCUCCUGGCAUGGAGUACUGCUACAACCCGGACCAGGUUCCUGUAGAGAACAUGUCCAUCAAAGACCUGGUGUCCUGCGCCUACCAGGUAGCACGUGGCAUGGAGUACCUGGCAUCCAAAAAGUGUAUCCACAGAGACCUGGCUGCCCGCAAUGUCCUCGUAACCGAAGACAACGUGAUGAAGAUAGCAGACUUCGGCUUGGCCAGAGACAUCCACCAUAUUGAUUACUACAAGAAAACCACCAAUGGUCGUUUGCCAGUGAAAUGGAUGGCUCCAGAGGCUCUGUUUGACCGUAUCUACACCCAUCAGAGCGACGUGUGGUCUUUCGGGGUGCUGCUCUGGGAGAUCUUCACUCUAGGUGGUUCUCCAUAUCCAGGCGUGCCUGUAGAGGAGCUGUUCAAGCUGCUGAAGGAGGGCCACCGCAUGGACCGCCCCACAACAUGCACCCAUGAAUUGUAUAUGAUGAUGAGGGAUUGCUGGCACGCCAUCCCCUCUCAGAGACCCACCUUCAAGCAGCUUGUGGAGGACUUGGACCGCACUCUCUCUAUGACGUCAAAUCAGGAGUACCUAGACCUGUCCGUGUCUCUGGACCAGUAUUCUCCCAGCUUCCCCGACACACGCAGCUCCACCUGCUCCUCCGGUGAAGACUCGGUCUUCUCCCACGACCCCGGCGCCGACGAGCCCUGCCUGCCCAAAUUCCCCCCUCAUCCCAACCGCGGGGUGGCUUUCAAAAAGCGCUGAGCCCCGCCCCUCCCCGCCCCCCGGCAGCCUGCUGUAGCGUGUGCUACUGAGCUGGACUUCAGUCAUGAACUCACAGGUUCGGGACGCGACUCAUGAAAGACUUUUACAGUUAGCCUAGGGGAGCAUUGGCUCGUCAUUUCCAGACACCAUUCGCCACUGGUGUGGACAAGCUUUAGGGCACUUGGGACAGAUUUUGAGCGUCUGAAAGGAGAGACUUUGUUGUUUUUUUCCCCCUGGACUCAAUAGAAGGAGCAGAAGACUUGCAGUGGGGAUGUAAUUGCUGAAUGGUUAGAGUAUUUUGGAUAUUUUUCAUUGCUAACAGACGAGGACCUUUUUCUGUCUUGCUGUCUGUCUUUCUGUCUUUUUUUUUUUUCUCCAUACCAAAAGAUCUUUACGAAAAAAAAAAAAAAUUGCUUAUUUCACUUACUGGACUCUCUGAAAGUAAAGUAUUCUAACAAUGGAUUGUUACAACAGUAAAGUCGGUUCUUUUGAAUCAUGACUUUCUUGUAAAUACAGUUAGAAAUUUAUAAAUAUGAAUAUAUAUUUACACUCUACUCUUAUUUUUAUUACUCUAAUUGAUUUUGUUGCUUUUUUGUACCUGGAUGUCCAGUAAUGUUUUGGGCAUUUUUUUUAUUUUUAUUUUGUUUUAUUUUUGUUUUUUUGUGAAAGGGGCAAACAAACGUGUCCACCAGAGUUUGAUACAAAAGAAAUAUGCUAAUAUUCUAUGAACUGAUAGCUGGCCAGUUUUUACUGAUUCUUGUGUUUUUUGUUUUUUUGUUCUGUAUCGUUGAUGCAGGUAAGCUAAUGUAGCUCAGAAACCGCUGCUAGCUAUUCGAUGGCCUUCACUCCAUCCUCAAGAUUAACUAGUUAAGCUACAUAAUAGUACGCUACUAUUGUUUAGUAGGAAUCAUUCCCACUUGUAGUGGUUGCUCUUUCCUUCUGUAUUAAGGUAGUCGGCGUCUCAGAACGGUACUUUUCUUAAGGUUUUGUCUUAAGGUACGUGUCUUAACGAUUUAUGAUGAUUUAAAAAAAAAACCUGGAAAAAGACCCUGUGAAUACAAAUAUUUCGACAAAAAAUUGGUAAAGAAUAAGUCAUCCACCUUAAGAUGUGCCUCCGGGGAACGCUGGGAAUUGUACAAGGCUUUUGACAUCUAUGUAAUGAAUUGACUGUGCAUAAAAGCAAAGAUGCCAUCGUCCUCGGAAUGGGGAAAGAUUUGCGGAUCACUUAUGUCACUGUAAAAGGAUUACAUUAAAUAAAAUGCUAUUGAAAACCUGAUCAAAGCGUUCACAUUUUGAGACAAACUUCAUAAACAACGUAAUGUAAAUAUUGUAAAUAUCAUAAAUAUCUCUGUUUUACACAUGUUUAUAAUUGCUUCCUUUAAAGGCCUCUUAUUAUGGAAAGUCCUUCUGUUUAAAAAAUUGCCAUGGCUCUGAUUAGGGCUGCGCGAUAUUGGAAAAAUUUCACAUUGCAAUGUUUUUUUUUUUUUUUUUUUUUUUUUUUUUUUUUGACGAUAUUUAUCAGGAUAUUAAACAAUGCAGGACCAGUUACAUCAAAAGCCCCGCCCCCACCUGUUUGCUGUCUCGCAUCAAAGAUCCGUACUGACCAAGAGCUGAGUUAGCGCUUUAGAGCCGAUCAUUCAAAACCCGAGGAAAACCGAGAAACAACAAUAACCGACACUUUAUUCAGGCCUUUAAAAGGUAAACAAGAGCAUUUUUCUGUGAUUAAAACUGUGAUUUCAUCUGGAACUGAAAAUGUCUGCUUCUGCGCUUCUCGGGCAGCAGCCCCCUUUCACUUACACAGACACAGAGACAGCGCUGUGUAUCUACUUCUUGUGUCAAGAAUCAAAACACUGCAACAUGACGUGUUCGCUGUGUCUGCAGUUGUUCGUUUUCUUCUCAAUUACGUCACAUUGUUUGCAAAAGCCAAACUAAUGUUGUCUUUGCAAGAAGUAUACUAAGACCUUUAGAUUAUGCCACUGUGACUCAAGCAUCACUGAUGCUUGGCAUCAGCAGACAGAGCCUGAGAGAGAGAGAAAGAGAGAGAGCUGUUGGCUUUGCUUUUUCUGGCUAGAUAGAUGGCGCUCUCUCUCCCCACAUCAAUCUAAGUGGGAUGUUGGUCAGCAUAGGUGUCUGUUAGCUGAUGUAUCAGAGCUUGGGUUCCAUUGCUUUCCUUUAACCCUUUUACUCAUUUUAUAUGGUUUAGAAUACUUUUUUUAUGUUUAUUUUACUAUUUAGGGAAGGUUUUUUUUUCAAAUAAAAGGUCAAUAUCAAAUCUAAAAUAAAAAUGCUAAACAAUGCAAUGGAAAUUAAAAAGCAAUUAAAUAUUUUAGUUACUUGGACUUAGCUACUUAAAUUUUAUAUAGAUUUUGAAGUAAAUUAUUAGAGUCCUGUUUUGUCUCUAUCACAGGAAAUAAAAAUCUGGAACAUAAUUCAGGUGUGAAAGGGUUAAGUAUGACAGUGCAUCGGCGACUGUCCACCCUCCUAGUGUUCAGGGCAUUACUGAUGAUAGACUAGUCCUAAUAAGUGGGUAGGGUAAAUGAUCUUCCAAAAUGGAGAGAAAAUGGGAUGAAAUAAAAAAAUUCAACUUUUGAAUAAGCUCUUUAAACAAACAACUUUCUACAGAGUGAAGUAAAGAGAGCACGCUCGUUUACAAAAAGUACAAAAGCCCAAUAAAUACAAAUAUUUUGUACAAAAAGAGGAAAAGUCAAUUACCCUAAGUUGGGCCUGCGGGAGCGCCGGGAAAUGUGCAAGACUUUGACAUCCAUGUAAUGCAUUGACUGUGCAUAAAAGCAAAGAUGCCAUUGUCCUCGGAAUGGGGAAAGAUUUGCAGAUCACUUAUGUCACUGUAAAAGGAUUACAUUAAAUAAAAUGCUAUUGAAAACCUGA
Molecule: messenger RNA, 6196 nt
Organism: Astyanax mexicanus (Mexican tetra)
Lineage: Eukaryota; Metazoa; Chordata; Actinopteri; Characiformes; Acestrorhamphidae
Gene: fgfr1a
Product: fibroblast growth factor receptor 1a
Exons: 18
Coding region: 830-3310 (826 amino acids)
Biological process (GO): fibroblast growth factor receptor signaling pathway; positive regulation of cell differentiation; protein phosphorylation
Cellular component (GO): signaling receptor complex; membrane
Molecular function (GO): ATP binding; fibroblast growth factor binding; fibroblast growth factor receptor activity
Source: RefSeq, a predicted model, not a curated record